Molecule: messenger RNA, 5500 nt
Organism: Stylophora pistillata
Lineage: Eukaryota; Metazoa; Cnidaria; Anthozoa; Scleractinia; Pocilloporidae
Product: E3 ubiquitin-protein ligase SHPRH
Biological process (GO): protein polyubiquitination; DNA damage response
Cellular component (GO): nucleus
Molecular function (GO): ATP binding; ubiquitin protein ligase activity
Source: RefSeq, a predicted model, not a curated record
CGAGGCUAGAUCGAGCCAAAUUUCACGUUUUGUCCAGGGACAAUUCAUUCACUCCUACAUCUAUGAAGUAGUGAAUUUUUGGUAACACUGGUGAGUCACGGUGUGAUUGUUUAUUGAGAACGUUCCGGCUUUUGGGAAAAAGAGAUCUUUCCACCAUGUCAAACAGGAAAAGAAAGCAGAGGCCACCUGAGAGGUUCAGUGAAGACAAGCGAGCAAAAUUGACCUGGAAUAUGCUUGAUUUCCAUUUGCCGGCUUCAGAUUCAGCUGACCACACCACGAUUAAUUUCACUGAUUCUUCCUCUUUGAUCAAUGAUGGAGCCAACACUCCAACAGCUACCAGUCCUCGAAAGAAGAAUAAACGAAGGGUAUUGGAUCGUAAUAGAAGCAUCGAGCUUAAUCUGGAUAACUGUUACCCUCAAAGCUGUAUAUGUCAGUUGGGUUUGUUUAACAUCAAUUUGUGCACGAGUGAAACUCAAAGGGAUGAGUUGAAAUCACAGAAUGGAACUUAUAUCUCUGAUGACUUGUGGACGGCGGAUUGUUAUCACUUCGUCGUAGUAAGAUUGUCCUUUGAGCAAAAGCAUCCAUUAACAGUCGAGCCGACCUCGUCUGGUUUAAACAAUGACUACUUGAGACAAGCCUCUUUUAAAGCAACAGUUCCGUCCGUUUCCACAGAUCAACUUGAAGCUUUAGUUUACCUGCAGAACAAAGGGGUGAUCUCCCUGGUGCUGAAACCAGAGCAGCACGUUUUGAAAGAAAGCUGGGAAGUUGUAGUGUGCUUGAAUGAGAAUGGCCUAACCAAGCUGUCUUCUGCAUGUGCCAAUGUCACAAAUAGGAAAAUUGACCGGUUGAUGAAAGUGUUGAUAGAAUGGUUUUAUAAAAUAUCUGUGAGAGAUAAUGAGUUUGUUUUGCAAGACUGCAAUAAUGCAGGUGUAGACAAAGGUUUUGAUGAACUGUACAAUGCUAUAAAGGCAGUUCAAAAAGGCAAUUGCUCAUCCACAUCACCACUAAGGUCCUCCCACUCUAACACUCCCCUCAGCCUUGUACGUGAAAAACCAGACAGAAAUAGCAGUUGUACCUGUAAUGCAGAGAUUGACAGAUUCAAUGGAGAAAUUAAUUUUGAUGUACAGCAUCCUCAUCUCAGUCCUGUGUUAAGAGGUUAUCAAAGAAGAGCUGUUGAAUGGAUGCUGCAGAGAGAACUUGCCUGUCAAGUGGCAUGUGGAUGUCAAGGGAAACAACUAGAUGCUGAUAGUCUUCACCCAUUAUGGCAGAAAAUUCACACUUUGGAUGGAAAGUUAAUUUACUACAGUCCUUAUACUGGAAGACUUACAAGAGAGAGAUUUUGUCAGCCAUCCCUGCCUCUUGGAGGAAUUUUAGCAGAUGAAAUGGGUCUGGGAAAGACAGUUGAGGUCAUUGCUUGUAUUUUGUGUCAUCCAAAGCCUUUAUUAGAGCACAAAUUGAUGGAUCACAAAACAGCUUCUGAACCAGACAAUGAAACAUGUACAUGCAACAGCAUGUUACAAGAAAGUUCUAAAUCAAAACUUAGGGAGAGUGAAAUAAAUUGCCAAAAAGGAAAUACUACUAGUGAUACAGUUGAAGCAGGGUUAGGUCAAAAGACACCAUCAUCUAAUGAUGAUUCGUGUGAGCUUGCACAUGGUACAGAUGGACAAAAAAUGACCAAAACUAGUUCAGUUAUUUCUACACCAGAUGAAGAAAGUGCUGCCCAAUACAUGAAAUGCCAGUGUAUCUGUGGUGUCAAUUUGGCCAGUUGUGAUGAAAAAUUGCUGCAGUGUUGCGAAUGCCAGGCAGUGUUCCAUGCUACAUGCCUUGGUUACGAUUAUCCCAGUGGGUUUUUAUGUCCACAUUGUGCAGUAAGUGGGCCAGCCAUUCCAUCCAGAGCAACACUGAUCAUUUCUCCUGCUCCAAUUGCACAACAGUGGGUUGAGGAGGUCUCCAGACAUACAAAACCAUCUACAGUUAAGUUGCUGGUUUAUGAAGGUGUGGCCAAGAUGGGUUUUAUUGCCCCUCAGGUCCUUGCAGACCAUGAUGUAAUCUUAACCACAUAUUCAACCCUAAGAUCAGAUUUCCAUCACUUAGGAUCCAAGCAAGGAAAUGGUGGACGGUCUCUGCGGUACGAAAAGCGAUAUGCCGCAUUACCAAGCCCUCUAACAGCUGUCAUGUUUUGGCGGAUCUGUCUUGAUGAAGCUCAAAUGGUGGAAAGCACAACAGCUAAGGCAGCUGAAGUGGCUUUAUGUUUGCACAGUGUACACAAAUGGUGUGUCACAGGAACACCAAUACAGAAGGGACUUGAAGAUAUUUAUGGGCUACUUUUGUUUCUUGGGGUGGAUCCUUACUGUCGUCAAAAAUGGUGGAAGAGCUUGCUGUAUGAACCAUACAGGAAUGGAGAUAAACAACCUUUGUAUGAACUCUUGGCCAAGAUCUUGUGGCGAAGUGUAAAGAAAGAUGUUUUCUGUGAGAUUCAACUCCCAGAGCAGGAUGAGAGAGUAAAAUGGCUAACAUUUUCCCCUGUGGAGCAACAUUUCUAUCAUCGUCAGCAUGAAGAAUGUGCAAACACUGCUAUGAAGGUAUUUAUUUUACAAAUUUUGUGUCUACUUCUCUUUCCCUUAGUAACAAUCACUCUUACCAUGGAUAAACUGCUGGAGAGUUUGAUAUCCAAAGCAAAGUUGGAAUGUGAAGAAGCACAUCGACAGCUCUUGUUUACUUUUAAUGGUCUAGCUGGCAUUCACAUUUUAAAAGAAGAGUGGCCAGAAGCUGUUGAAAUGUACAGGGAAGCAACAAGAUCAUGGACAGAACACGGGGAAACCUUUAGAACCGAUGCACUACAGAAAUUGCAUACCUUAUUCAACUUGUCGAACGUUCUCAGUCAGCAGUACCCAGGCUGUUCUCACACCUUGCGAGACGACAAAUUGCGAGAUGAAGUUGACAUCCAGUCUCCUUGGUGGGUUGAAGCUCUUCAUUCUGUGGCAGACAGAGGACUGGAUACUGACCUCGGUCAAAGAGUCAAAGAUGAAUUGUCAUCCACUGACAUGGAUCUGGGAUCUAUUGGAAGAUUUACGAACCUUCGUGGACUGCAGUAUUUAGUCUCUUCAAAGUUAGAUUUGAUUGAGUCCACUCAUAGGAACUUAUUGGUAGCUCUGGACAAGCUUGCUGUGCCGCCAACUCCUCAGAUGGUAUUGGCUAGUGCUGAAUGUUGUUUAAGGCCGGCUGAGAAUAGCACUGCUGACAGGUGUGCCUUUUGUCAGGUGGAUGACAUUUUUACAGAAUACGAAUCACGAAUAUUUGGCCAUCAAGGAAUGAAGGGCGUCGAUGAGCAUAAUUUUCAGACUGACGACACACUUGAUUGGCAUCGCCAUGGCAACACAGGAGGAUUACGUGCAGAGUCUGAGGUCGAGAAGGUCCUGAAAGUAAUACAUAACUUCAUCAAGACUCAUAAAACUGGGUCAACUGCACAUCUUCAUCAAGAGGGUCGCUUACACUUGAGCUUAAUUGAUGGUCUAAGAAAAGAAUUUAAGUUUCUCAGAGCUCUGUGGUUUGCUCUGCGAGAGCGUAUCUCUUGUCUUGACGAACUUGACAUGUGUACAACUCGCCUCAGGCUUUUGUUGCCAGGAGAACCUGCCACAGAUAACAACCACGUGAUUCAUCCUUUACAAAUAGAACAACAGCGCCUAAAGUUCAUGUCGGAGAGAGUUGUUGCACAAACUGAAUUGAGAAAGAAACUCGGCCAACUACUUUAUCUCAAAAACUUGGCGAAGACCCAAACCUGUCAUGACGGCAAGAACCCGGAACCAUGUCCAGUUUGCACCAAACUGCUUGGAGUCCAGUGGAGCGUUUUCUCUUGUGGACAUUGCAUUUGCUGUCAAUGUUCCUGGGUGCUCCUGCGGCAGGCUGGAAUUGGUCCCCGGCAAAGGAACGUACACGUGAAGUGCCCGAUGUGCCGGAUACCUACUCUUGCACAAGAAAUUUCCUACGUCAGCACCGCAAGGAGCCAGGACAAGGAUACAGAGGAGCAUGUCACUGUCAAGUGGCAAGAGGUACUUGGUGUUUUAGCACAAGCUUUGAACGAGAAUGGAAUCAAAUAUAAACACAUUACUGGCAGCCGACUUUUCCAGUCAAAUCUGCAGACGUUUAAACAAGAUUCCUCGGUAGGCGUCCUCCUCCUGCCCUUACAGACUGGGUCCAACGGUCUGAAUAUCAUCGAGGCGACGCACGUGUUGUUAGUGGAGCCUGCAAUGAACCCCGCCCAUGAACUACAGGCUGUGGGGCGUGUGCACCGGAUUGGACAAACUAAACCCACACACGUGUACCGCUUUAUCACACGAGGAACUGUGGAGUCCCGGAUGUACUCCUUGCUGCAGUCCAAGCCAACUAGCUGUGUCAGAACUGGAGCACGUGAUAGUGAGAAUGCCAGUCUGACACUUCGUGACCUCGCCUCAUUGUUCACUCAAGAUGAAGAACGCGACGAUGAGCAAAGCGUGACGGGAUCGUUCGGGUUUUAUGAACCAAUAGGCGCACUCUCUCCAGAUUAACAGCGAACUUUAACACUUGCUAUUGUCCCGGAAGUUAACAUACAAGUCCUUCAUUUUUCAUACUCAAGUAAUUUUGUUUCCAUGAAUAGAACUACACAGUUCGAUAAUGUUACGUAGAUCUGGCUGCGCUGAGUCGACAACAUUUUUUAAUAGAAGAAUAUUAAAUGAUUCCUAUUUUAGCGAAAUUGUGAAAAUGAAGAAAUAUGUUGUAAGUCGGUAGAUAAGCAAAAAUGAAGGCAAGUAAAUCAACAAUUUCUUCUCUAUCCUCCGGAUAGUGUAGGCGGCGUAGGUUAGCGGAUUUUAAUUCCCCAGAGGUGGAGAGGAGCUUGACCAGUUCGUCGUCCAGGAAUUCCAUGGAGACGAACACAGACACAUGAAUUGAGCGUUUGCCCAGCAAACGGAGACGUUUUCGCACGUCGCCGUAGUCAAACCCGGCGUUUGCGAGUCGGCAGCUUUUCAGCUGAUUCUAGGGUGAUGUCGAAGCGUUUGCCUCCGAAUUGUGGCACAAUGCCGCGUAUGUGUUUUGCGAAGUCUGGCAGGGACUUGGCAAUAUUCAAUGAGUCCAGUUCCAUGGAAUCUUCCAUUAUAAGGCGAACACUACGCCGGUGAUCAUGAGCGAACAAAGGCCGUGGUCGGCUGAGCGCGCAUUCCGCGGUGUCUGGAGUGUAGCCACAAAAACCAUAGAAAUCAAAUCUGCCGUACUCACCACCUCUAUGAUCUUCGAAGGCUUGAAACGCGUGUAAAAACUUGUAGAAAAAAGGCCUGCGAAUAAAACUUGACUAACGAACAAAAAUAAGGACUAUUCUUGCUUGCGGCUAAGACACUUGAUCUUAGCCAAAAGGCCGAGAAGCGAUCUAUUUAACAGACAGUACUGUUUCGGUUAAAAUUUUUUCUUUUUUUAAUCAACUUUAUUUAUACAAUGAUUAGUGUUAUAUACAGAACAAAACUCAAUUAAA